Messenger RNA from Fonsecaea multimorphosa CBS 102226, 2214 nucleotides. RefSeq lists its product as uncharacterized. Gene Ontology annotation, biological process: DNA-templated transcription. The record is from RefSeq and is a predicted model, not a curated record. Gene Ontology annotation, molecular function: DNA binding; zinc ion binding. The coding region runs from base 1 to 2214 and encodes 737 amino acids. The transcript has 8 exons. Lineage: Eukaryota; Fungi; Ascomycota; Eurotiomycetes; Chaetothyriales; Herpotrichiellaceae.
AUGCGUCGUAAGUCAACCUCCGAUCCAGAUAUGCAGCCAGUUGAUUCUUCCUUGACCCAGAGUCUCAGACAACAAUGCUUCGUCCUCCCCGCUCGCCGUCCGAAAAGACAAGCCGACAAUGACCGCACGGCCAUGCUGGAAAGUCGAAUGGCGCGCAUGGAGACUCUAAUACAGUCCCGGCAAGACUCUGCAUCAUCCAAUGCUGGGGUGCAUCUGGGACCCGAUGCAGCGUCUGUUGCCCGAACCAAUUCACCAGCAGCCUUGUCGUCGAUUGGGGCGCUGGACGGACCGCCGGAAGGGGAUAAAAAUAUUUCGACCGAUGCAACUUAUGCUCAACGGGUGGCCAUCCAUCCCUGGCAGGUGAGCGAAAGCUCCAUCGUUCCUUUCCACCAUUCCUACCCCUGCCGUGAAGGCGGGAACCACAAUCAUCAGACUCAGGGUUCUGAUUUUGAACUCGUCCCGGCUCCCCAGAGUCCGACCACACUCCUGCUUUCCGAGUCUCAUUCAAACUGGUCCAUAGACCAACCGGCUGUUCAGGACUCGGUGAAUGUUCAGGAACAGAUUGCCAUCGCUCCACAUGAGUUCAACUGGGAACAUAUGGGCCCGAGUUCCUGGAUCACCAUUUGCUCUCUGCCAGGAUUGAAAUGGGUUGCAGAACGAUCAGGGACCAAUGCGCUUGCCGAGUACGCAAAGGACCUUACGUUGAGUUGGUCUCAACGUCUGAAAUUCGCCGGGCUUCAACAUCGAGACAAGUCGCCAGAACCCGACGCUCAGACAGCGUGGCUGUAUACCAAGGCUUAUUUCGAAGACUCUCUCGAGGCCCUCUAUGGUGUCGUAUACCGUCCCGAGUUCGAAGCGCGGCUCCAAGACCACUUGAACUACCGUGGCAUGAAUUGCCCUACGUGGCAUGCUUUGAGGAAUGUCGUGUAUGCCACUGGCUGCAGGACGUAUCUGGCCAAGCAGAAAUCGUGCAACUGGUCCGAUGCACAACGACAGUCCUGGGGGUAUUUCGAGAACGCCCUUUCCGUCUACGUUGACUUGCUUUACGCCCCCACCGGACUUACUGCUGUUCGCGCUCUGGCGGCAAUGAAUCUUCAUGUUGAAGGUGCCGGAAACGCGGCUCUCGAGUCGGUCAUGUGUGCCAGCGCCGUACGAUUGGCGCAAACCAAAGGUCUACACCGGGAACCACCGAGUCAUUGGGGACUCUCGCAGGACGAGGCCCUUCAUCGCAAGUGGCUGUGGUGGGCGAUUUACAUACACGAAAGACAAGUCACUCACCGUUCCGGUCGUCCAUCCACGAUUGAUGAAGACAACAUCAGCUGUCAGAUUCCAACGACUGUUGUCGCUGACAGUACGAUCGAUCUCUCGUUCAUGACGGCGAUGGUGCAUCAUGCUCGCAUCUCAGCACAAAUCUGCCGACAGCUUCUUUCCGUUUCCGGCUUUCGACAAUCUCCGCGAGUCAUUAUGGAACGAAUGGCCGUGCUAGGCCAGCAAUUGGAAACCUGGAAGACCUCCCUUCCUGAUCACUUGAAACCUGCCGCCAUUGAUCCCUCUGCUUUUCGCUCGGUGCGAGACAUGAAUCGCACCCUGUGUGUACACUUUGCCUACUAUGGCAGCGUCACAGCAAUACAUACAAUCUUCUUUUAUCCAUGGAUCUCGUAUGCUUGCGGCAUUGAUCCUCGAAAUUUGGCGCAUACCCAACAGAUUGUGGAGAGCACAAAGGUGGUGGCAGAAGCUGCAAGGGAUAUUAUCCAAGCAAUUAGAGUCAUCAGCACCGACGCUACUUCGCCACAGUGGCUGGUAUUCUACUUUCCCAUGGUCGGCUUGAUUAACUUGUUUAUAUAUAUUCUCAAAUAUCCCAACAUUGUCUCGGCUGCUGUCGAUGUGUCAAUCUUGGAUAUUGCGGUCGGACACUUUGGACAUCUGGAAGUGGUCACUGCAUUGGAGCUCAGUUACCCGUUUGCCCGAGAAGUUUCCCGAAUCGCAUACAACACGGUGAGGUACAGCAGAGAGAGUAAGUCUGGCCCUGCGAGACCUGGGACGCCACCACCAGCAGCAGCAGCAGCAGGCCCGACAAGUACGGCUUCCAACAAUGCCAUGAUUCAUGAAAUGAUCAAUUACGCCGGGGAACCUUUGCUCGAGCUGAACAACUUUGACGUCUUUGAAAUGGACGAUCUUCCAGGAGAAGGAGACAUGAUAUAUUUCCAGGCCUGA